AUGGCGGAAGGCUGUGGAUGUGUGUUGGUGGAAGGUUGUGCCUGUGUACUGGUGGAAGGCUGUGUCUGUGUCCUGGUGGAAGGCUGUGUGCUGGUAGAAGGCUGUGCCUGUGCGCUAGUGGAAGAUGAUUACACUCCAGCAAAAUAUGUCACACAGUCAGUGUACGCUGACGAUGCUCACAUGGAGGUUCUAAUAUCGUCCUUACGGCAGGUUCUGAUGUUUUCCUUACAGCAGGUUCUGAUGUUUUCCUUACUGCAGGUUCUAAUAUCUUCUUUACUGCAGGUUCUAAUAUCGUCCUUACGGCAGGUUCUGAUGUUUUCCUUACAGCAGGUUCUGAUGUUUUCCUUACAGCAGGUUCUAAUGUCUUCCUUACUGCAGGUUCUAAUGUCUUCCUUACAGCAGGUUCUAAUGUCUUCCUUACAGGAAGGUUCUAAUAUCUUCCUUACUGCAGGUUCUGUUAUCUUCUUUACAGCAGGUUCUAAUGUCUUCCUUGCUGCAGGUUCAAAUGUCUUCUUUCCUGCAGGUUCUAAUGUCUUCCUUACAGCAGGUUCUAAUGUCUUCCUUACAGCAGGUUCUAAUGUCUUCCUUACUGCAGGUUCUGCAGGUUCUAAUGUCUUCCUUGCUGCAGGUUCUAAUGUCUUCCUUACUGCAGGUUCUAAUGUCUUCCUUACUGCAGGUUCUAAUGUCUUCCUUACAGCAGGUUCUAAUGUCUUCCUUGCAGCAUGUUCUAAUGUCUUCCUUACAGCAGGUUCUAAUGUCUUCCUUGCAGCAUGUUCUAAUGUCUUCCUUACUGCAGGUUCUAAUGUCUUCCUUACAGCAGGUUCUAAUGCCUUCCUUACAGCAGGUUCUAAUGUCUUCCAUACUGCAUGUUCUAAUUUCUUCCUUACAGCAGGUUCUAAUGUCUUCCUUACUGCAGGUUCUAAUGUCUUCCUUACAACAGGUUCUAAUGUCUUCCUUACAGCAGGUUCUAAUAUCUUCCUUACAGGAGGUUCUAAUGUCUUCCUUACAGCAGGUUCUAUUAUCUUCUUUACUGCAGGUUCUAAUGUCUUCCUUACAGCAGGUUCUAGUGUCUUUCUUACUGCAGGUUCUAAUGUCUUCUUUACUGCAGGUUCUAAUAUCUUCCUCACAGCAGGUUCUAAUGUCUUCCUCACUGCAGGUUCGAAUGUCUUCCUUACUGCAGGUUCUAAUGUCUUCCUCACAGCAGGUUCUAAUGUCUUCCUCACAGCAGGUUCUAAUGUCUUCCUUACAGCAGGUUCUAAUGUCUUCCUUACUGCAUGUUCUAAUUUCUUCCUUACAGCGGGUUCUAAUGUCUUCCUUGCAGCAGGUUCUAAUGUCUUCCUUACAGCAAGUUCUAAUGCCUUCCUUACUGCAUGUUCUAAUGUCUUCCUCACUGCAGGUUCUAAUAUCUUCCUUACAGGAGGUUCUAAUGUCUUCCUUACAGCAGGUUCUAUUAUCUUCUUUACUGCAGGUUCUAAUGUCUUCCUUACAGCAGGUUCUAGUGUCUUUCUUACUGCAGGUUCUAAUGUCUUCUUUACUGCAGGUUCUAAUAUCUUCCUCACAGCAGGUUCUAAUGUCUUCCUCACUGCAGGUUCGAAUGUCUUCCUUACUGCAGGUUCUAAUGUCUUCCUCACAGCAGGUUCUAAUGUCUUCCUCACAGCAGGUUCUAAUGUCUUCCUUACAGCAGGUUCUAAUGUCUUCCUUACUGCAUGUUCUAAUUUCUUCCUUACAGCGGGUUCUAAUGUCUUCCUUGCAGCAGGUUCUAAUGUCUUCCUUACAGCAAGUUCUAAUGCCUUCCUUACUGCAUGUUCUAAUGUCUUCCUCACUGCAGGUUCUAAUAUCUUCCUUACUGCAGGUUCUGUUAUCUUCUUUACUGCAGGUUCUAAUGUCUUCCUUACAGCAGGUUCUAAUGCCUUCCUUACUGCAUGUUCUAAUGUCUUCCUCACUGCAGGUUCUAAUAUCUUCCUUACUGCAGGUUCUGUUAUCUUCUUUACUGCAGGUUCUAAUGUCUUCCUUACAGCAGGUUCUAAUGUCUUCCUUAUAGCAGGUUCUAAUAUCUACCUUACUGCAGGUUCUAAUGUCUUGCUUAUGGCAGGUUCUAAUAUCUUCCUUACUGCAGGUUCUAUUAUCUUCUUUACUGCAGGUUCUAAUGUCUUCCUUACAGCAGGUUCUAAUGUCUUCCUUACAGCAGGUUCUAAUAUCUUCCUUACAGGAGGUUCUAAUGUCUUCCUUACAGCAGGUUCUAAUGUCUUCCUUACUGCAGGUUCUAUUGUCUUCUUUAGUGCAGAUUCUAAUAUAUUUCUUACUGCAGGUUCUAAUAUAUUUCUUACUGCAGGUUCUAAUGUCUUCCUUACUGCAGGUUCUAAUGUCUUCUUUACUGCAGGUUCUAAUAUCUUCCUUACAGCAGGUUCUAAUGUCUUCCUUACUGCAGGUUCUAAUGUCUUCCUUACAGCAGGUUCUAAUGUCUUCCUUACUGCAUGUUCUAAUUUCUUCCUUACAGCAGGUUCUAAUGUCUUCCUUACUGCAGGUUCUAAUGUCUUCCUUACAGCAGGUUCUAAUGUCUUCCUUGCAGCAGGUUCUAAUGUCUUCCUUACAGCAGGUUCUAAUCUCUUCCUUACUGCAGGUUCUAAUGUCUUCCUUACAGCAGGUUCUAAUGUCUUCCUUACAGCAGGUUCUAAUGUCUUCCUUACAGCAGGUUCUAAUGUCUUCCCUACAGCAGGUUCUAAUAUCUUCCUUACAGGAGGUUCUAAUGUCUUCCUUACAGCAGGUUCUAAUGUCUUCCCUACAGCAGGUUCUAAUAUCUUCCUUACAGGAGGUUCUAAUGUCUUCCUUACUGCAGGUUCUAUUGUCUUCUUUAGUGCAGGUUCUAAUAUAUUUCUUACUGCAGGUUCUAAUGUCUUCCUUACUGCAGGUUCAAAUGUCUUCCUUACUACAGGUUCUAAUAUCUUCGUUACUGCAGGUUCUAAUGUCUUCCUUACUGCAGGUUCUAAUGUCUUCUUUACUGCAGGUUCUAAUAUCUUCCUUACAGCAGGUUCUAAUGUCUUCUUUACUGCAGGUUCUAAUAUCUUCCUUACAGCAGGUUCUAAUGUCUUCCUUACUGCAGGUUCUAAUGUCUUCCUUACAGCAGGUUCUAAUGUCUUCCUUACUGCAUGUUCUAAUUUCUUCCUUACAACAGGUUCUAAUGUCUUCCUUAUUGCAGGUUCUAAUGUCUUCCUUACAGCAGGUUCUAAUGUCUUCCUUGCAGCAGGUUCUAAUGUCUUCCUUACAGCAGGUUCUAAUGUCUUCCUUACUGCAUGUUCUAAUGUCUUCCUUACAGCAGGUUAUAAUGUCUUCCUUACAGCAGGUUCUAAUAUCUUCCUUACAGGAGGUUCUAAUGUCUUCCUUACUGCAGGUUCUAAUAUCUUCCUUACAGGAGGUUAUAAUGUCUUCCUCACUGCAGGUUCUAAUAUCUUCCUUACUGCAGGUUCUGUUAUCUUCUUUACUGCAGGUUCUAAUGUCUUCCUUACAGCAGAUUCUAAUGUCUUCCUUAUAGCAGGUUCUAAUAUCUUCCUUACUGCAGGUUCUAAUGUCUUGCUUACGGCAGGUUCUAAUGUCUUCCUUACUGCAGGUUCUAAUGUCUUCCUUGCAGCAGGUUCUAAUGUCUUCCUUACUGCAGGUUCUAAUGUCUUCCUUACAGCAGGUUCUAAGGUCAUCCUUACUGCAGGUUCUAAUGUCUUCCUUACAGCAGGUUCUAAUGUCUUCUUUACUGCAGGUUCUAAUAUCUUCCUAACAGCAGGUUCUAAUAUCCUCCUUACAGCAGGUUCUAAUGUCUUCCUUACAGCAGGUUCUAAUGUCUUCCUUACAGCAGGUUCUAAUAUCUUCCUUACAGGAGGUUCUAAUGUCUUCCUUACAGCAGGUUCUAAUGUCUUCCUUACUGCAGGUUCUAUUGUCUUCUUUAGUGCAGGUUCUAAUAUAUUCCUUACUGCAGGUUCUAAUGUCUUCCUUACUGCAGGUUCAAAUGUCUUCCUUACUGCAGGUUCUAAUAUCUUCGUUACUGCAGGUUCUAAUGUCUUCCUUACUGCAGGUUCUAAUGUCUUCUUUACUGCAGGUUCUAAUAUCUUCCUUACAGCAGGUUCUAAUGUCUUCCUUACUGCAGGUUCUAAUGUCUUCCUUACAGCAGGUUCUAAUGUCUUCCUUACUGCAUGUUCUAAUGUCUUCCUUACAGCAGGUUAUAAUGUCUUCCUAACAGCAGGUUCUAAUAUCCUCCUUACAGCAAGUUCUAAUAUCCUCGUUACUGCAGGUUCUAAUGUCUUCCUUACAGCAGAUUCUAAUGUCUUCCUUACUGCUGGUUUUUCCGGCAACAGAAUUAAAUAA
This is a messenger RNA of Gigantopelta aegis, 4350 nucleotides long. RefSeq names its product ice nucleation protein-like. The transcript has 5 exons. Bases 1 to 4350 code for a protein of 1449 amino acids. The record is from RefSeq and is a predicted model, not a curated record. NCBI's taxonomy places the organism in Eukaryota, Metazoa, Mollusca, Gastropoda, Neomphalida, Peltospiridae.